AUGACUAGCGUGCAGCCAGAGACGAAAGAUGGCGCCAUCAACCAGAUGAGACGCAACUCGUCGGUUCUUGGGCCCGUCAACAAGAUCCUUGUCGCCAACAGAGGCGAAAUACCCAUCAGAAUCUUUAGGACCGCCCACGAGUUGUCAAUGCAAACGGUUGCCAUUUAUUCGCACGAGGAUCGCUUGUCGAUGCACAGGUUGAAAGCAGACGAGUCAUAUGCUAUUGGCAAAAAGGGGCAGUUCACCCCCGUGGGUGCUUAUUUGCAAAUCGAUGAAAUCAUCGAUAUUGCUAAAAAGCACAAUGUAAAUAUGAUCCAUCCCGGUUACGGUUUCCUUUCUGAAAACAGCGAAUUUGCCAAAAAAGUCGAGGAAAACGGCAUCAUUUGGAUUGGUCCGCUGUACAAGACAAUCGACGCCGUGGGUGACAAAGUCAGUGCUAGAACUUUGGCGAUUGAAAAUAGCGUGCCCGUGGUGCCUGGUACCCCGGGCCCAAUUGAAGAUGUGGCAGAUGCGAGGAAAUUCGUUGAGAAACACGGCUUGCCCGUGAUUAUCAAAGCUGCAUUUGGUGGCGGUGGAAGAGGAAUGAGGGUUGUUCGUGAGGGCGACGAUAUCGAAGACGCCUUCAAGAGAGCUACGAGUGAAGCCAAGACUGCGUUUGGCAAUGGUACUUGUUUCAUUGAACGGUUUUUGGAUAAACCAAAGCACAUUGAAGUUCAAUUGCUUGCUGAUAAUUAUGGCAAUGUUGUUCACUUGUUUGAAAGAGAUUGCUCGGUGCAGAGAAGACAUCAAAAAGUGGUUGAGAUUGCUCCAGCAAAAAAUUUACCGAGAAACGUCCGCGAUGCCAUCUUGACCGAUGCCGUGAAAUUGGCCAAAAGCGCCAACUAUAGAAAUGCCGGUACCGCCGAGUUUUUGGUUGACGAGCAAAACAGACACUAUUUCAUCGAGAUCAACCCUAGAAUCCAAGUUGAACACACCAUUACUGAAGAAAUCACGGGAGUCGACAUUGUUGCUGCCCAGAUCCAAAUUGCUGCUGGCGCGUCAUUGGAGCAAUUGGGUCUUUUACAAGACAAGAUCACCACUAGAGGCUUUGCCAUCCAAUGCAGAAUCACCACUGAAGAUCCCACCAAGAACUUCCAACCAGAUACUGGUAAGAUUGAAGUUUACCGUUCAGCUGGUGGUAACGGUGUCAGACUCGAUGGUGGUAAUGGAUUUGCUGGAUCCAUCAUUACCCCACACUAUGACUCAAUGUUGGUCAAGUGCUCUUGUUCCGGUUCCACUUUUGAAAUUGCAAGAAGAAAAAUGCUUCGUUCAUUGAUUGAGUUUAGAAUCAGAGGUGUUAAAACCAACAUUCCCUUCCUUUUGGCAUUGUUGACCAAUCCUACCUUUAUCGAGGGCAAUUGCUGGACUACAUUUAUCGAUGACACCCCGUCAUUGUUCCAAAUGGUUAGCUCGCAAAACAGAGCUUCGAAAUUGUUGACCUACUUGGCAGACUUGUAUGUCAAUGGCUCAUCGAUCAAGGGCCAAAUUGGCUUCCCUAAAUUGGACACGGAGGCUUUGAUUCCAACUUUACACGAUCCAAAGACUGGCAUUGCCAUUGAUGUCAACCAUACGCCUCCACCAAGAGGCUGGAGACAAGUGUUGCUCGAAGAGGGACCACAGGAAUUUGCUAAAAAAAUUAGAGAGUACAAGGGCUGCUUGAUCACCGAUACCACGUGGAGAGAUGCGCAUCAAUCCUUGUUGGCCACUAGGGUCAGAACAAUUGACUUGUUGAACAUUGCACCCACCACGGCAUUUGCCUUGAAUGGCGCUUUUUCAUUGGAGUGCUGGGGUGGCGCCACUUUUGACGUCAGCAUGAGAUUUCUUUACGAAGACCCAUGGGUGAGGUUGAGAAAAUUGAGAAAAUUGGUGCCCAAUAUCCCCUUUCAAAUGUUGUUGAGAGGCGCCAAUGGUGUCGCCUACUCCUCGUUACCCGACAACGCAAUUGACCAGUUCGUUAAGGAGGCCAAGGAAAACGGAGUGGAUAUUUUCCGGGUCUUUGACGCUUUGAACGAUUUGGAGCAGUUGAAAGUUGGUGUUGAUGCAGUCAAGAAAGCCGGCGGUGUUGUUGAAGCAACUGUUUGCUACUCGGGUGAUAUGUUGAAACCAGGUAAAAAAUACAACUUGGAGUAUUACUUGAAAGUUGUCGAUGAAAUUGUCCAAAUGGGCACCCAUUUCUUGGGAAUAAAGGAUAUGGCAGGCACGUUGAAACCAGCAGCUGCUAGAUUGUUGAUUGGUGAAAUUAGAAAACGUUACCCUGAUUUGCCAAUUCACGUGCACACCCAUGACUCUGCCGGAACCGGUGUUGCUUCGAUGACCGAGUGUGCCAAAGCUGGAGCCGAUGUAAUUGAUGCCGCUUCCAAUUCAAUGUCCGGGUUGACUUCACAGCCAUCAAUCAGUGCCAUCUUGGCCUCUUUUGAAGGGUCCAUCAACUCGGGCCUUUCCGAGUCAUUUGUUAGAGAGUUGGAUGAGUACUGGGCGCAAAUGAGAUUGCUCUACUCCUGCUUUGAAGCCGACUUGAAAGGCCCUGACCCCGAGGUUUACUCGCACGAGAUUCCAGGUGGCCAAUUGACCAAUUUGCUUUUCCAAGCUCAGCAAUUGGGACUCGGUACCAAAUGGUUGGAGACUAAAAAAGCUUAUAAAAUUGCCAAUCAAAUCCUUGGUGAUUUAGUUAAAGUUACUCCCACUUCUAAAGUUGUCGGAGACUUGGCGCAGUUUAUGGUUAGCAACAAUCUUACUGAGGAAGAUAUCAACCGUCUUGCCGGAGAGCUCGAUUUCCCCGACUCGGUCCUCGAUUUCAUGGAAGGGUUAAUGGGUACCCCUUAUGGAGGAUUCCCCGAGCCACUCCGGACAAACAUGUUGGGCAACAAGCGUCAAAAACUCACCGAGAGACCUGGUCUCACCCUCAAACCAGUCAAUUUCCGAGAGGUUAAAAAGGAGUUGCAAUCGCGCUACGGAACGCAAAUUGACGAAACGGAUAUCGCGUCGUAUAUCAUGUAUCCAAAAGUCUACGAAGCAUACAGAAAGCAAGUUGAGAAAUACGGCGACUUGUCGGUGUUGCCCACGCGCAACUUCCUCAAGCCGGCAGCCGUGGGAGAAGAAAUCGUGGUUGAUAUCGAGCAGGGCAAGACUUUGAUCAUCAAGCUUCUUGCCAUUGGCGAAAUCAGCCAAAAGAGCGGCACCAGAGAAGUGUUUUUCGAGCUCAAUGGUGAAAUGAGAUCGGUUACGGUGGAAGACAAGACGGCGUCGGUGGAGACCAAGACUAGACCCAAGGCGCAACAGCCCAACGACGUCGGUGCUCCCAUGUCGGGUGUCGUGAUUGAGAUCAGAACCCACAAGCACCAAGAAGUUAAAAAGGGAGAUCCGAUUGCUGUGUUGAGUGCCAUGAAGAUGGAGAUGGUGAUUAGUGCGCCAGUCAGCGGUGCUGUGGGAGACAUGCUUGUUAAAGAAGGAGACUCCGUUGAUGCUAAUGAUUUGAUUUGUAGCAUCACCAAGACAUGA
Lodderomyces beijingensis is the source of this 3537-nucleotide messenger RNA. Lineage: Eukaryota; Fungi; Ascomycota; Pichiomycetes; Serinales; Debaryomycetaceae. The record is from the annotation of a GenBank genome assembly.